Molecule: messenger RNA, 1319 nt
Organism: Magnolia sinica
Lineage: Eukaryota; Viridiplantae; Streptophyta; Magnoliopsida; Magnoliales; Magnoliaceae
Product: mitotic spindle checkpoint protein BUBR1
Exons: 11
Coding region: 1-1158 (385 amino acids)
Biological process (GO): mitotic spindle assembly checkpoint signaling; meiotic sister chromatid cohesion, centromeric
Molecular function (GO): protein kinase activity
Source: RefSeq, a predicted model, not a curated record
AUGGCCGAUCUUUCCAUAUCAGAUCCAGAAGCGGAAUUUCUGGCGUCAAAGCAAGAAACUGGAAACGAAUGGGAGCUCUACAAAGAGAACGUCAGACCCUUGAAAAGAGGCCGAAACGUUAGCCUCCUCAAUCAAGCUCUCAAAUCCCAAACCGACAAUCUCAUCAAGAAAUCUCUUCAUGAAAAUCGCAGGAGGUUGAUUGAAGCGAUCGACGAGUAUAAAGGAGACGAUCCACUCCAACCCUGGCUCGAGUGCAUCAAAUGGGUGCAGGAGUCUUUCCCAUCUGGGGGAGAAUGCUCGGGAUUGGUUUUGAUUUAUGAGCAAUGUGUACGCACUUUUUGGCAUUCAGACCGCUACAAGGAUGAUCUACGUUACCUGAAAGUUUGGUUGGAAUAUGCAGACAAUUGUGCUGAUGCUGAAGUGAUAUAUGGUUUUCUGGAUGCAAAUCAGAUUGGGCAAACUCACUCCAUUUAUUAUAUUUCAUAUGCUUUGCACAUGGAGUCUAAGAAUAAGUUGAAAAGGGCAGAUGAGAUUUUCAAUCUUGGUAUAGCUAGGAAGGCACAACCAAUGGAAAAGUUAGAAGCAGCUUACAAGAAAUUUCUUGCACACUCAACAGGAAGAUGCAAAGCUGCUGAAGAUGAGCCAAUGGAUAAUCACUUACCAGUUCGAAGUUUUGGAACUGUCUUGACUGCUGCAGAAGCUCGUAAGCAGACUGCUGAGACAUCUGGUCUGGCAAGAAAAAGAACAAAGCUACAAAGGCAAGUAUCUAGGCCACUUUCCGUCUACAAGGAUGAAAGCCCUCAAAUUGCCACAAGGAAUCAACCAGAGUCAAUGAAGGGUGAUGCCAGAUCUUGGCAUACUCUUGGAAGCCGAGUAGAGAGAAAUAAAGAAAAUUCUGCCAUCCCUUCCAAAUGGACAUCAACUAAGAUUCCUCAGCGUGUUGGGUUUAGAACACGACCAGCACCUUCCAGCAGUUGUGUUGAGGUGUUUGUCGACGAUGAAUGUGCAGAAUUACUGUCAGGGGUUAACAACAAAGAAUGUGUGGACCCUUCGAUACUGCAGCUAAGACGAGGGGACAACCAAAACCUCAAAAAAGAAACAGAGCUGCUGAAAGAAAACCCGCUUCGCAAUUUUCCUCCAAGUAGUCUUCCCAGGUGAUAUAUUUUUGUAUGUUUUAUAGCACCUUAGGUGAGCUUCCAUCUCUAAAGCUUCUCUGACUCAAUUAUGUGUUUGGUUGUUGUUGUAAACUAUACUUCAGCGUCUGCUCUCCAUUUUUCUAAUGCUGGAAUGUUGAUUGAAGAAACAGAAAUUUGAGACAA